This is a messenger RNA of Chanos chanos (milkfish), 864 nucleotides long. It is a transcript of the gene trpt1, whose product is annotated as tRNA phosphotransferase 1. Gene Ontology annotation, biological process: tRNA splicing, via endonucleolytic cleavage and ligation. Gene Ontology annotation, molecular function: tRNA 2'-phosphotransferase activity. Bases 128 to 811 code for a protein of 227 amino acids. The transcript has 7 exons. The record is from RefSeq and is a predicted model, not a curated record. NCBI's taxonomy places the organism in Eukaryota, Metazoa, Chordata, Actinopteri, Gonorynchiformes, Chanidae.
GUAAUGUGAUAUGGUCACCUUAAGAUGCCAUGGACGCCCCACGGAAACACUCUCUUUAAAAACUGUUAUCAUUCAGGUAUUACUCUGCCAGUGACAGGUUUGACGUUCAUAUAUUUGACAUUGAUAAAUGGACCGUCAGCAUCGAGGAAAAGGAAGAAGAGGCAGGCGAGUGAACCGCGAAGGUGAGAGUAAAGAUGUUCGCCUGUCAAAGUCUCUGUCUUUCGCUCUGCGUCAUGGGGCCAACCAAAUGGGGCUACUCAUGAACUCAGAGGGUUACUUGAAUGUAGAAGAACUUCUCGCUCAUCCAGAGUUUCGCUCCUACUCACUGGAAGACAUAGAGAGAGUGGUGGCCACGAAUGACAAAAAACGCUUCAAGCUUCGUGAGGACCCUGAAAAUGGACACCUUCAAAUCAGAGCCAAUCAGGGACACUCAGUUCAGGUCGUGGACCUUGAGCUGAAACCAGUGGAAGCUGGCUCCUCAGACUGCCCGAGGGAGGCGGUUCAUGGUACCUACAUGAAGCACUGGGACUCCAUACGCAGCAGGGGCCUUAGUAGGAUGAACAGAAUCCACAUUCACCUGGCACCUGGUCUGCCUGGAGAGAAUACUGUAAUUAGCGGUAUGAGGCAAAACUGUGAUCUGGCUGUAUAUAUUAAUGUCUCCAAAGCUCUUUCAGAUGGAGUCCCAUUCUUCUGGUCAGAGAAUGGUGUGUUACUAACACCAGGAGAUGCUGAUGGUAUCCUAGCUCCUCGCUACUUCUCUCGUGCACUAAAAUUAAAGCCCUCACCAUGUGAACUUCAGCUUAACUCAUGACGGAGAAGGAUUGCACCUCAGAACGUUCAUGGAGAACAAGACCAGUUUUCAAA